AUGCCACUCCCCCGUUCCAUAGUGAACGCGACGCCAUCCCUAGUGCAGGCUCCAGGGAGUUCUACGCCUCCAGGCUCCUCUCUGGGCCCUAUUUCCGUGGCUGCAUCCACCAAAGUCAACGCGACGCCAUCCCUGGUGCAGGCUCCAGGGAUUUCUACGCCUCCAGGCUCCUCUCUGGGCCCUAUUUGCGUGGCAGGAUCCACCAAAGUCAACGCGACGCCAUCCCUAGUGCAGGCUCCAGGUAGUUCUACGCCUCCAGGCUCAUCUCUGGGCCCUACUUGCGUGGCUGGAUCCACCAGAGUCAACGCGACGCCAGCCCUAGUGCAGGCUCCAGGGAGUUCUAUGCCUCCAGGCUCAUCUCUGGGCCCUAUUGCGUGGCUGGAUCCACCAAAGGAUUUUAACCAUGCCACUCCCCCGUUCCAUAGUGAACGCGACGCCAUCCCUAGUGCAGGCUCCAGGGAGUUCUACGCCUCCAGGCUCCUCUCUGGGCCCUAUUUCCGUGGCUGCAUCCACCAAAGUUCCAUAGAGAACGCGACGCCAUCCCUAGUGCAGGAUCCAGGGAGUUCGACGCCUACAGGCUUCUCUCUGGGCCCUAUUUGCGUGGCUGGAUCCCCCAAAGUCAACGCGACGCCAUCCCUGGUGCAGGCUCCAGGGAUUUCUACGCCUCCAGGCUCCUCUCUGGGCCCUAUUUGCGUGGCAGGAUCCACCAAAGUCAACGCGACGCCAUCCCUAGUGCAGGCUCCAGGUAGUUCUACGCCUCCAGGCUCAUCUCUGGGCCCUACUUGCGUGGCUGGAUCCACCAGAGUCAACGCGACGCCAGCCCUAGUGCAGGCUCCAGGGAGUUCUAUGCCUCCAGGCUCAUCUCUGGGCCCUAUUGCGUGGCUGGAUCCACCAAAGGAUUUUAACCAUGCCACUCCCCCGUUCCAUAGUGAACGCGACGCCAUCCCUAGUGCAGGCUCCAGGGAGUUCUACGCCUCCAGGCUCCUCUCUGGGCCCUAUUUCCGUGGCUGCAUCCACCAAAGUUCCAUAGAGAACGCGACGCCAUCCCUAGUGCAGGAUCCAGGGAGUUCGACGCCUACAGGCUUCUCUCUGGGCCCUAUUUGCGUGGCUGGAUCCCCCAAAGUCAACGCGACGCCAUCCCUGGUGCAGGCUCCAGGGAUUUCUACGCCUCCAGGCUCCUCUCUGGGCCCUAUUUGCGUGGCAGGAUCCACCAAAGUCAACGCGACGCCAUCCCUAGUGCAGGCUCCAGGUAGUUCUACGCCUCCAGGCUCAUCUCUGGGCCCUACUUGCGUGGCUGGAUCCACCAGAGUCAACGCGACGCCAGCCCUAGUGCAGGCUCCAGGGAGUUCUAUGCCUCCAGGCUCAUCUCUGGGCCCUAUUGCGUGGCUGGAUCCACCAAAGGUGAGCUUCUAA
Messenger RNA from Ornithodoros turicata, 1413 nucleotides. RefSeq lists its product as uncharacterized. The transcript has 14 exons. Lineage: Eukaryota; Metazoa; Arthropoda; Arachnida; Ixodida; Argasidae. The coding region runs from base 1 to 1413 and encodes 470 amino acids. The record is from RefSeq and is a predicted model, not a curated record.